AUGCGCCAAGCGCAGAUCCGCUUCCGAUUAUAUAGAUCGACCAUCCCUCAACAAGUAUCUAUGUAUGUACCAGCACAAUUAACGAUCACUGCGAUUAUUGAUGACAACUCAGGCUCCCUUGCCCAAACCCAAAUUGGACAGACGUGUGUCACUAAUAGCGUCUGCUAUCAGCUGAAUAUCCCGGAGGCCACAGCCCAGAAUGAUAACGGCAACAUUUUCCUGUCCCUUAGCGGGCCGACAACACACAGCUGGAUUGGCCUUGGAAUUGGCUCAAGCAUGACGAACUCUGACAUGUUUAUUAUGUAUACCAACGGCAAUGGGAAUGUAACGCUAUCACCGCGCUUCUCCCGGGGAGAGGUACAACCGCAGUUCAGCGCAGACCUUGAUGUCGAGCUACUUAGCGGUUCUGGAGUCGAGAAUGGCGUAAUGACGGCAAACAUUCGAUGCGGCAACUGCGCGCAGCGUGCAUCUGGAAACUUCGGUGCACAGAGUGGACAGUGGAUACACGCAAGGCAUAACGGAGCUGCCCUGGAUACAACAGAUGUCCGCGCCAACAUCGCUCAACAUGAUGUUUACGACAGCUUUACAUGGUCAUACUCCAAUGCAGUAGGGGGCGCAAGCGCAAACCCUUUUGCAGCUUCGGAUACCGUCGUUUCUGGCCCCACUGCUCCUAUCUCAAGCACCAGCAGAACCAUGCGCAGCAACAUCUUGUUGGUACAUGGUAUCUUCGCCUCUCUCGCUUUCUUGGUAUUCUUUCCUGCUGGAGCCAUCGUCAUACGCCUGGGCAGAUUCAACAACACUUUGAAGGUCCACAUUGCCUUCCAGAUCCUCUCUUGGCUACUGUUCAUUACAGCCUUCGGACUUGGUCUCUACUAUGGCAUCACUGGCAACUACAUGACUGAGGCACACCCCAUCAUUGGCAUUGUUCUGGUAGCAAUGGUAAUCUUUCAGCCCUUUGCAGGUUGGCUUCACCACAAACAGUUCGUGCGCAGUGGUCAGCGUAGUGCUGCUUCUUAUGGCCACAUUUGGAUUGGCCGAGUAGCGAUCAUUCUCGGGAUGAUCAACGGAGGACUUGGUCUAGAGCUGGGAGGAGUCGAAACGCGGUAUAUCAUUGCAUACAGCGUGGUUGCAGGCGUCAUGGGCCUAGUAUACAUUGUGUCGAUCGUGUAUGGAGAGCACGCCAGAAGUCGCCGAACAAGUGUUGCUGCAAGUGGGCACGAGAAGGUGAAUCUGUCUGCUGAGCGAUCUUCUGACAGUGCAUGA
Messenger RNA from Boeremia exigua, 1263 nucleotides. RefSeq lists its product as uncharacterized. The transcript has 2 exons. The coding region runs from base 1 to 1263 and encodes 420 amino acids. The record is from RefSeq and is a predicted model, not a curated record. Lineage: Eukaryota; Fungi; Ascomycota; Dothideomycetes; Pleosporales; Didymellaceae.